This is a messenger RNA of Populus trichocarpa (black cottonwood), 2192 nucleotides long. RefSeq names its product protein DETOXIFICATION 49. The transcript has a single exon. Gene Ontology annotation, molecular function: xenobiotic transmembrane transporter activity; antiporter activity. Gene Ontology annotation, cellular component: membrane. NCBI's taxonomy places the organism in Eukaryota, Viridiplantae, Streptophyta, Magnoliopsida, Malpighiales, Salicaceae. The coding region runs from base 324 to 1904 and encodes 526 amino acids. Gene Ontology annotation, biological process: xenobiotic detoxification by transmembrane export across the plasma membrane. The record is from RefSeq and is a predicted model, not a curated record.
UCUCUCUCUGCCUUUUGGGAUGACUUUCCCCUUUGCAGGCCCCGACAAUGGCAUUGUGAUCGGUCAUAAAAGGACGCCUGGAAAGGUUUCCAAGACUCGGUUGGAACUCAAGUUCUGACGAAGUAAUAAAUAUCCCAUCUUUCCUCCUGUUUUUUAAUUUUCUUUUUUUAUCGGUCUAAAAAAGCCGUCUAGAGAGUAAAGAUCACGAUGUCAUAUGUGCCCAAACAAGCUCUCCAUUUAAACCUCUCCUUGACUCCCCUCUCUCAAAUCCCCCAAAACCCCAAAUCACCUCUCCCCCUCUCUCUCUCGAUUAAGUCCACAAGAUGUGCCAGUUAUCUUCACCUUCUCAUUCUUGCAAAUGCAAAAUAGACCCAUCAUCCAAAGUACAGGAAUCUGACAGGCUAAUAACGGCUUUGAUCCCCAAGGACCCAACAUUUGAAAAUCAACAGAGGACUCACCUCGCUCUUGCAAUCAGAGAAGCAAGAUGCAUAGCCAACAUAGCACUUCCAAUGAUAUUAACUGGUCUUUUACUCUAUUCUCGCUCCAUGAUCUCCAUGCUCUUUCUCGGUCGCCAAGGAGAACUGGCUUUAGCAGGUGGCUCGCUGGCAAUUGGGUUUGCUAACAUCACCGGCUACUCUAUUCUCUCCGGUCUUUCCAUGGGAAUGGAACCCAUUUGUGGACAGGCUUUUGGUGCCAAAAGAUACAAACUUCUUGGCCUCGCAUUGCAAAGAACAAUUCUUUUGCUUUUUUUAGUUUCCAUCCCUAUUGCUUUAUUGUGGUUCAACAUGAAAAAGAUCCUUCUCUUUUGUGGUCAAGAAGAUGAUAUUUCCACGGAAGCACAACUCUACAUUCUUUACUCCCUCCCUGACCUUGUUGCUCAAUCCAUUUUGCAUCCUUUGCGUAUAUAUCUCAGGAGUCAGUCAAUUACUCUGCCUCUAACAUUUUGUGCAACCCUUUCUAUUCUUCUUCACAUACCUGUUAACUACCUUCUUGUCUCCGUAUUCAAUCUUGGAAUCAAAGGCGUUGCGUUAGGCGCAGUUUGGACCAACUUCAGUCUUGUAGGAUCAUUGGUCAUUUACGUUAUGAUCUCUGGCGUGUCCAAGAAAACUUGGGGUGGGAUAUCAUUGGAAUGCUUAAAAGGGUGGAGAUCUUUAUUGAAUUUGGCAAUUCCAAGCUGCAUUUCGGUUUGCCUUGAAUGGUGGUGGUAUGAGAUCAUGAUUUUACUCUGUGGGCUAUUGUUAAAUCCAACAGCUACCGUUGCUUCAAUGGGAAUCUUAAUUCAAACCACAGCUUUUAUAUACAUUUUCCCAUCUUCUUUGAGCUUUGGUGUGUCAACAAGAGUUGGCAAUGAACUAGGUGCUAAUAAUCCUCAAAAGGCCAAGCUUGCUGCUACUGUUGGUCUCUCUUCAAGCUUUGUCUUGGGAUUUGCAGCAUUGUGUUUUGCUGUCAUGGUGAGGAAGAUUUGGGCUAGCAUGUUCACUCAAGAUGCAGAGAUUAUUGCAUUGACAUCAAUGGUUUUGCCUAUAAUUGGCCUUUGUGAGCUUGGAAAUUGCCCGCAAACAACAGGUUGUGGUGUUUUGAGAGGCACGGCAAGGCCUAAAAUAGGUGCAAAUAUCAAUUUGGGAUGCUUUUACCUUGUGGGCAUGCCUGUUGCUGUUUGGUUGAGUUUUUAUGCUGGCUUUGAUUUUAAAGGACUCUGGUUGGGUUUGUUAGCUGCCCAGGGCUCAUGUGUCGUGACCAUGUUGUUCGUUCUGGCUAGAACAGAUUGGGAAUGCCAAGCCCAGAGAGCCAAGGAACUAACUGGAAAUGUAUCUAACGAUGCUGACCACAACGAAGAGGAUGAGAAGUUGAAAGAUCCCAAGAAUUCAUCCAGCUCAUUAGAUGGUAAUGAUUCAUUGGUUUGAUUGGUAACCGAUGUGAUGAUGCCACAUAUUUUCUCACGAAUUUCAAUUGAUGUUCGUGCCAUCACAUUGUCUCCCGUAAACCCCUGCGAGGAUGAUGGGGUGAGUUUUCAUUCUUCGGCGAUCUUUCCUAGCAGCUAUCACUAAGAUUCCCUUUAUUCUUAAAUUUUUGCAGUACUUUGUAAAGAGAUCAUGAAACUAGUUGAAAUUUAGAGAUAGGGAAUAUAUUAGUUGCUUCAAAUACAAAGAAAGUAACAAUGGGAAUAUAUUUUUGCUGUUUGAUUUUCUUUU